This is a messenger RNA of Marmota flaviventris (yellow-bellied marmot), 870 nucleotides long. The record is from RefSeq and is a predicted model, not a curated record. NCBI's taxonomy places the organism in Eukaryota, Metazoa, Chordata, Mammalia, Rodentia, Sciuridae.
GAGAUGUUGCUCCAGUGCAAGGAACUGCAUUCGACCUAAGAAAGCCAGUGCAGCUUGGAAAACACCUGCAAGAGUUCCGCCUCGGUGGUUUUGACCAUAAUUUCUGUCUGAAGAACUCUAAAGAAAAGCAUUUCUGUGCAAGGGUGUAUCAUGCUGGAAGCGGGAGGGUACUAGAAGUAUACACCACCCAGCCUGGUGUCCAGUUUUACACGGGCAACUUCCUGAAUGGCACGCUGAAGGGCAAGAAUGGAGCCAUCUAUCCUAAGCAUUCUGGCUUCUGCCUUGAGACCCAGAAUUGGCCUGAUGCAAUCAACCAGCCCCACUUCCCUCCUGUGCUGCUGAGUCCUGGGGAGGAGUACAACCAUACCACCUGGUUCAAGUUCUCUGUGGCUUGAGGAAGUGUGAAGAUACAUCCUAGUCCAUGGCCAGGCCUGGGUCCCCUCAGCAGCCUGUCUCCUGUCCAGAGACAAGGUGAAGAUUUAGAGGAUUUAAAAGUGAUCAUGUGCUAAAUCAUACAAAUGGUAGCUGUCACAAUAAUUGGUCUGAAUAUUGAUUUCCUUUUCCAGUGACUGGCUCUGGACCAUGUCUAAUGACAAGCUUUGUUCUCUGAGCAGUUCAAAGGGCAAGUGAACCCAACCAUCAAUGUCAUCAUCUAAGGCCUGAACUUAGCCCAGAAGUGGUGUCCAGGGACUCUUAUACACUGUUGUAGGUUCCAUCUCUCAUCUUUGUUUCUGUGAUAUUGCUCUCAUUGCUUUUCUGUCUCCUCCUCCUCCUUUACAUCAAAUCGCUUUACUCUUGGGUAGCACUCUGCAGUUUUCCAAGGUCAUAUGAGCUGGUUCACCAUGCCAGCAGAUGGAGCCUCUGUAGCAG